This is a messenger RNA of Acanthoscelides obtectus, 658 nucleotides long. Lineage: Eukaryota; Metazoa; Arthropoda; Insecta; Coleoptera; Chrysomelidae. The record is from the annotation of a GenBank genome assembly.
CUUCAUUAGAACGCGUGUAUUCUCAGCAUACAGCAAUGUAAUCGAAUUUAAAAAAUACAAGCCAAAAGCAAGUUUCGGUGAUAUUACUACUGAUACUUCCUGAAGUUUUAAAACAGUUCCUGAGACAUGGAGAACGGAGUUGCGAAAGUUAGUGAAAUUUUAUGGACUCAAGGGCAAUAUCACACGCCGUCUAUUCCCGAGAUGAUAGAAAAAGAGUCAGAUCAGAUUUUCACAAUUUUCAUUUUCGUCAUUACGGCCAUACUAUGUGUGGCUGUUCUUUUCAUCAUAGCAAUGUUUUUUGAUUGCCGUAAGCCCAAGGUACCGAUCUAUCGAAGGAAGAGCAAAAUACUGAAAUUUAGGUUGCCCAUACCUCUUGUUGGUGGAACAAUCCAAGAAGAAGAUGAAGAUACAAUUAUUAAUGAUAGAACAGAGUCGGUAGUUUAGCAAUCCAGAAAACACCAAGAACUUUCUCCAAAAGUGAACCCUACAGAAAAUUAUGGGGAUAAUCAAGACUCAAAUAUUUUUUAAUAACGACCUCUGUGAAGUAGAAGGAACAUUUAUGUUGAAAAUUAGGACACAUCAUUUUUUAAAUUUAAACGUAAAGCUAUGUAUUUUAUAAGUAGUUCUUAGAUGUUAAAAGUGUAAGGGAAUAAACACG